UUAAAAAUGUCAGGAAAAUUCGAAUCAAUCGAGGAAUUUUACGAUCAACCUUUUUUCUCGUUGAAUAAAUUUACUUUUCGAAUGUCGGGAUGGUGGCCCUUUCAAGAGACCAAAAAACGGCAAAUGAUUUGGAGUUUCGUAUGGUUUUGCAUCGUCACAGUCGUCGUCCCAGAAGUAAUAUAUCUAAUUCAAAUAAUCAAGGAUUUGACGAAAGUAAUUGAAUGUUUCAUGGCGCUGACAAUUACCUACGCUGCAUUCACCAUGGCGUUCAAUGCCUGGCACAACAACGACUCGCUGAAAAAGAUCCUCGAGCACAUCCACGCGAACUGGGAAGAUUUGCAGGACGAGCACGAGCUGCGAAUAUUCAGCGAGCGCGCGGCCGUCUCGAGACUCUUGAACGUCAUUUACGCCCUGAUGGUGUUCUACAACAUCAUGAUACACACGGUUUCGCCGCUGAUACCGCCGGCCGUCGACUGGUUCGUCAGCGGCAACUGGUCGAGACCCGAGAAAAAUCUCCUCGAGGUCGAGUAUCUCGUCCUCGACCCGGACGAGUAUUACACGCUGAUCUACGUUCACGGGGCCCAGGCCGGCUUCCUCGUCGUCUUCGUCAUCGUCACCUGCGACACGUUUUUCAUGACGAUAACUCAGCACUCGUGCGGCAUGUUCAUGCUUUUGGGGUACAGAAUUCGCAAGAUGGACGAAGACAUUUUUGAGAAGCGCUGCAGCAGCUCUUACGCUACGAGAAGGGUCAAAGAAAUCGUUUUUUACCAUCGGGACUGUCUCAGAUUUACUCAACUCUUGGAAGCAACUAUGAGUGUCAUGUUUUUAUUUCAAUUGUUCCCAACUGUAAUUAUGAUUAGCGUCGUUGGAGCUCAAGCGAUGAUUCGCGCCAAGGCAAUUGAAGAAUUGAUCAAAUUCGGAUUCAUAUUUAUUUCGAUGAUAUUUCGCUUGUUCUUCAUUUGCUGGUGCUCUCAAAAUAUCAUGGACAGUAGCCUUGCAGUAAUGUCAUAUUUAACAAAUACGAGAUGGUACGAGUAUCCCGAAAGCACGAAAAAAUUGUUUACACUGAUGUUCAUGAGAUGCGCCAAGCCUUCUUACCUGACGGCCGGCAAUGUGUUCACUUUGAACUUCGUUACUUAUGCAGGGAUGAUCAAAACUUCAAUGUCGUACUUGACGAUGAUUCUUCAAACGCAGGAAUCAAAUCUCUAACGUAGUGAUCA
This is a messenger RNA of Trichogramma pretiosum, 1220 nucleotides long. RefSeq names its product odorant receptor 67c-like. The coding region runs from base 7 to 1209 and encodes 400 amino acids. Gene Ontology annotation, biological process: detection of chemical stimulus involved in sensory perception of smell; sensory perception of smell. Gene Ontology annotation, molecular function: olfactory receptor activity; odorant binding. The record is from RefSeq and is a predicted model, not a curated record. NCBI's taxonomy places the organism in Eukaryota, Metazoa, Arthropoda, Insecta, Hymenoptera, Trichogrammatidae. The transcript is spliced from 8 exons. Gene Ontology annotation, cellular component: plasma membrane.